GAUUUAGUUAGUACUGAUCUAAUGGAAAUAACAAAUCAGAGACAUUUCCUCUUCUAAGGAAUAUUUGAGAUUGAUCAAUUCCUUUAGAUUAGUAUUAACUAAACCGGAAUAAUACCGCCGUGUAAUCAUAAUUUAUAUAAUUUCAUGAAGGAGCUAGUGUUUUUGUUAGUGGUAAUCGUAACCGUUGGCGGAACUGUCGGCAAGAAGCUCGAACGGCCUGAACGUCCUUCAAAUGUUCCUAUCGAUUGUGGGGAACGCAGGAACGUAUAUACCGUGGUUUGCCGUUAAACUAUGUUAGUUCGUCAGUAACUGCCGGUGUGCGCUUAAUAAGUACCCGUCCGUUUAACGGGUAAGUGUUGUGUGUCAAGACUAAAGAAGAUACGAAGAGUGAAAGGGAGAAAAGUUGCCUUUUCUAAGAAUUUCAGUACUUGAUCCCGGAUUCUUCUCCAGUUUGAAAAAUGUCUGACGACAGAGACAGACUAUGCGGUCGUUUAAGACAGAAUGGCGUUGUUCAACCGCUACUUACCGAUUUAUAUCAAAUUACAAUGGCAUAUGCAUAUUGGAAGAGUGGAAAGAUGCAAGACCAUGCAGUAUUCGACCUAUUCUUUAGAAAGAAUCCAUUCCAGGGUGAAUUUACAAUUUUUGCCGGAUUGGAAGAGUGUCUAAAAUUUUUGGACAAAUUUCAUUACUCCGAUAGUGACAUCGAAUAUUUAAAAUCCACAAUGUCAUCAUCUGUGGAGCCCAAAUUCUUUGAAUACCUGAAGAAGCUUAAUGCUAAGGAUGUCACUCUAUAUGCUAUUGAGGAAGGUUCGGUAGUAUUUCCAAGGGUACCGCUUAUAAGGAUAGAAGGUCCUUUGAUAAUGGUACAGCUUUUGGAGACAACGCUAUUAACGUUAGUUAAUUACGCAAGUUUGAUGGCCACAAAUGCAGCUAGAUAUCGUAUGGUUGCUGGGAAGAAUGUAGCCCUAUUAGAGUUUGGUCUCAGACGUGCCCAAGGACCAGAUGGUGGACUCAGUGCCUCCAAGUACAGUUACAUAGGAGGCUUUGAUGGUACCAGUAAUGUCUUAGCUGGCAAGUUGUUUAAUAUACCAGUAAAAGGAACGCAUGCUCAUGCAUAUAUUACGUCAUUCACUGGUGUCGAAGAAUUACAAACAAAAACUCUGGCGCACAAGCAGACUGGUCAAGUUCAUGACCUUCUGGCACUUUCUUCUACGUAUCGUGAGUCCAUCGCAUCCGAUCUUGGAGCUCUUGUGUCUGAGGCAUCUGAUGGUGAACUUGCUGCUUUGAUUAGCUUCGCCAUCGCAUUUCCUGAUGGAUUUAUGGCGCUCGUAGACACGUACGAUGUUAAGAGCAUAGAGGCGUCGGCCAAGCGACAGGCGCACGUAGUCAGCCUAAAUCUAAAGAAUAAACUUCUAACUAAUGGGGCGAAUAAAUCAGCCCAAUACAGUGUGAGAAACGGCCCAAUUAUAUCCGAAACGACACCGCCUCACAAGAAUGGCUUUUUAAGACGAGGCGAAUUGGGCGAGCUCUAUGUGAGGAGUGGUUUACUGAAUUUCUGUGCUGUGGCAUUGGCUCUAAACGAUUUGGGUUACAAAGCUGUUGGCAUCCGAAUUGACAGUGGUGAUUUGGCAUAUCUAAGUCAUGCAGCGAGGGAUAUUUUUGAGAGAAUCGCUACGAAGUACAAUCUACCAUGGUUUGCUCGAUUAACGAUCGUAGCAUCAAAUGACAUCAAUGAAGAGACAAUUCUAAGUCUAAAUGAGCAGAAUCAUAAAAUUGACUGCUUUGGAAUUGGUACGCAUUUGGUAACAUGUCAGAGACAACCAGCUUUGGGUUGUGUAUACAAAAUGGUUGAGAUCAAUGGUCAACCGAGAAUAAAACUCAGCCAGGAAGUGGACAAAGUCACUAUGCCUGGAAGGAAAAUUGCUUAUAGGUUGUAUGGAGCUGAUGGACAUGCAUUGAUUGAUUUGUUACAAAGGUGCUGCGAAGAUCCACCACAGGUUGGACAAAAAGUCCUCUGCAGGCAUCCAUUCCAAGAGUCGAAGAGAGCUUAUGUCAUUCCCACUCAAGUAGAGCCACUGCAUAAGGUAUAUUGGGAGCGUGGCAAUAUAUGUCAUCCAUUAUCAACAUUACAAGAGAUUCGUAACAGAGUACAGGAAUCUUUGAAGACACUGCGCAAUGAUCACAAAAGGAAUUUGAAUCCCACACCAUACAAGUUUCUGGUAUUUUUUCAGGUGGCUGUAAGCGAUGAUUUAUAUAAUUUCAUUCAUGAUCUAUGGCUACAAAAUGCGCCUAUUGGCGAACUUUCAUGAAGUUGCGAACGACUCGUAAAUUUAAAGCGAUUCAAAAGAGAACCUUAAAACUAGCCACGCGAGACACGAUAACGUCACAACUCAAAUAAAACCAUUGACAAGUUUCAGAAAAUUAUUCAAAAUAGUAUAGAUUCAUGGGUGCGUCUUCGCGAUUGAAUGGUAUUGUUUUGUCUUAUGUGAAAAAUUAUGAGUUCGCGUGGCAAUGAUCAUUUGUCAUAUUGUCUCAUAGAGACGCAAAAUACAUAAAAACCCGAUUGACGCGAGCCUGUUAAUUGAUUUCUUACACAAGAAAUUGACUUUUUCUUAUGCACCCAUAUAUACAGAAGUCACAUGAGGAAUAUUGUAAAUGUUGUUUUGCCAAUGGCACUACAAUAUACGUAUCAGAAUAGCAUUAGAGAUUUGAGGAAGAUUUACCAGGAGUAAGUUUGAAAAAAUUCCUCGAUAAACGCUAUCUGGCCGUAACGUGGCAUCUAUUGGCUGUUUGUUACCGCUAUGAACUGAUGAUUCUAAGGAUCUUAAUUCGAUUUUUAGAGGCCGUAAUUUUUUAACAGUGCUAUCCUCAAGCGCGUUUAUUCAAAAAAGUUGAUUAUAGUGGGCAAUAAGACCCACAAGCGGACCUACCCUAUUGCAGUAUAACAUAAAAUAAACAAACAAUCCUGUUAGAGCUUAUAGAGUUUUAAGUUAUACGAUUAUUACAUUGGGAAGAUUUAUCUGUGCUCGCUCUUUUAGAAAAGUACAAAAAGUAAAGUACACGUGCGAAAGCCACGGAUUAUUGAAAUACAAGUCCUAUACUAGGUAGUGAAUAAAUUGUAAAGUAGGUAUGUUUAUGUGUAAAUAAGCGGUUCAAGAAAGGCAAUAACAAGAUAAGAUGCAAAAACAAGAUAUCCUAAUUGUAUGUAUGUACAGGAUGCAACCAGUAAUUCGAUAAGCAAGGUCACACCUGUGUUUAACCAUGUCGGACAGGUCCCUGAUUCUAAAAGAUUUCGCCUAGUUACUAAUUAAGAAAGUUUUUAGCGGGUGUUCGUGUCGUGAGUCAUCAUAUUUGCGACUCAUUACGAACAGAAUUUUUGGGUAAUUAAUUAACCAAAUGGCGAAAUGUAUUCUAGUCAGGGCGUAUUUAUAAAAGGGAAUGCGAUCAGGGUUUGCAGUACGAUUAAUUCGACUUGUAAUACUAUUGCCUUGUCUGGUUAUACGGUAUUUCACAAACUUCGUAUGUCGCGGUUUAUUAAAUUAAUGGCUGUGUAUAAUGGUUUAGUGCAAUUAAUGAAAAUUUUUAAUUAAAUAAACGAUAGCUUUGUUUAUCGUUUCGUGCUAUCUGGAAUGUAGUUACGAAAUCUAAUAAGGUCAAAUCAGAAUAUUUAUUUUUGGCAUUGCGAAAUGAUAUUUUUUUAGAGGAUAUAUAACGUUAAUUUGAUGUACGACAUCCGGAGGUUGUGAUGGCACACAUGGUUUUCCAUUUGAAUACCAUUUGUGAUUUGCUAAUGUGUAUUGUGAAUAUAAAUAAUUAAGAGCAACGGAAUGUAAGAUACAUAAGGGAACAUUAUUGCUGAUUUAUGCGAUAUAUAAGAAUCCACAGAAUGCAAAAAUGCAACUGUAAACAGAAGACGUAGUACAGUCAGGUGGUAUAGUUCUCAUAAAUUAAAAGUAUUUUAUGAGAUAUCAGGAAAUCAUAUUGCAAAUAAUGCAGAGGGAUUAUGGUAUAAGUCCAAUUUUUAUACCUGUUGAAUUCCCUCUAUUAUGCAUUGCCAUGUGUUUGUAUAAUAUUGCAAAAUUUAAAUUGAUUUUAAUCGAAAUAUUUAUAUGAAUUACACGUUCUACUCGUUAUUUCUUAUUCUUUAUUUAAACCGUGGAGCACAAUACGCCAAAUUACUAUUUUCAUUUACUGUAUAAAGGCAGUUUUUUUUUUUUUGAAAACUUAUCUUUUCAGUCUAUUGGUUAUAAUGAAAUUUUCUGUACUGCGUGUCUAUUUGACAGCGAUGUUUAAAUUUUUAAAAAGUUUCAUACCCAUAAAAACAGCUUGAUACAACGGCUGGUUAUUAGACUUACGCCACUCUCCAUCUGCAUUCUUAUAAAUAAUAUAGACUUAAUAUAUUUUUACACGCAAAGCGUUAUUUUACGUUUCACGUAUGUAAGAGGAUCAUUCGUAGUUUUAUGAUAACUCUUUACACCAAGGGCAGUAUGGAGUAAACUCCGGUGCUACAUACAUUAAAAUAACCCAAUAGUAUAUUGCCCUUAGUCGUCUUGUUAUACUUGUAUUGUUAGUACGCGUGAAAAUUACAGUACAGAGUAUGCAAUUUUAUAGCAAUCUUUUUCAUGUAACUAUUAUUUUAUUUGUUAUUAACAGAAUCGUUAAUAUAUGCCUAUAGUCCACGA
Molecule: messenger RNA, 4682 nt
Organism: Cephus cinctus (wheat stem sawfly)
Lineage: Eukaryota; Metazoa; Arthropoda; Insecta; Hymenoptera; Cephidae
Gene: Naprt
Product: nicotinate phosphoribosyltransferase
Exons: 11
Coding region: 459-2309 (616 amino acids)
Biological process (GO): NAD+ biosynthetic process
Molecular function (GO): nicotinate phosphoribosyltransferase activity
Source: RefSeq, a predicted model, not a curated record